This is a messenger RNA of Eimeria maxima, 6288 nucleotides long. RefSeq lists its product as hypothetical. The record is from RefSeq and is a predicted model, not a curated record. The coding region runs from base 1 to 6288 and encodes 2095 amino acids. Lineage: Eukaryota; Apicomplexa; Conoidasida; Eucoccidiorida; Eimeriidae. The transcript is spliced from 4 exons.
AUGGGGCGUACAGUGCCGCAUAUGCGGAUAAAUAUGCCUCUAGUAACCUCAGAGUUAUUCUUUUCUACAGGAGACGGAGCUGCAGGUCUGUAUCCUAUAGAUGCCUCACAAGCAGCAGCAGGAGAAGCAUUAGCAGCAGAAGUAGCACAAGCAGCAGCAGAAGCUGCAGCAAGAGGCUCCCCCUCUGCCUCCCCUGCAGAAAUGGAUGAAGAGACCAUUGGUCAGUCUCCUUGGUUUGCUGCAGAAGAAGAAGGAGACGAAGAAACAGACAUAUAUGCAGAUGUAAGCAGAGAGCUUGCUGUUAUAGAGGGAGCAGAGCCAGCUUCUUAUUAUUUAUCUGCUGCAGAGGCAGCAGCAGAAGCUGCAGCCGGAGCAGCAGCAGGAGCAGCGGGAGCAGCAGCAGCUGCAGGGAUACCAGCAAGGGAGGAGCACCAUGAGUUGCUGCUCUCUCCUUAUGCUAAUAGUUCUAUUUCCCCUGUGUCUGCCCUAAGAGAGGAAGACAGAAGCAGCGCUGCUGCUGCUGCAGCAAGCAGCAGCGUGAGGCUCUGGCGGCAGCAAACUCUUGAUGAACCUUAUACAGACUGGAUGCGGCACAAGAAGAAGAAAGCAAAAUACCCAUUUGCAGCUGCUGCUGAUGCUGUUGCUCCUCCUUCGCCUCCUGCUGCUGCUGCUGCUGCUGCUGCAUCGUCACGUUGGGACAUGAGGCCCCCGAUGUUAAGAGGUCUUCUUUUCGAGCAUGAGGAGAGAGACACAGCAGACACCAGCAGCAGCAGCAGCAGCAGCAGCAGCAGCAGCAGAGGAGAUAAUACAGAUUGGGACCUUGCUAGUCUUAUGGGGUCCGUAGAGAGAGCGCGGCUGCGGCUGCAGCAGCAAGAAGCAGCAGAAGACAGAGUAGAUGAUGUUCUUUAUGCUGGUGGUCUCUUUCAAUUUGCACAGAGUGCUGCAGCAACAACUAGUAUUUUUGCUGCUAAUAAUAGCAGCAGCAGCAGUAGCAGCAGCAGCAGCAGCAGCAAACCUGCUGUUCCUGCAUAUAAUAACAGUCCAGCAACAACAUAUCCUGCUCCUGCUGCUGCUGCUGCAGCAAGAACAGCAGCAUCAACAGGAAGAUAUGAUGCACAGUCUGCUGCAGCAGAAAAAGUACAAUUGGGGCAGGCAGCUGGAGUAGCAAAGACUGCUGCUGCUGCGUCUUCCUCUUCUCCUUCUUCUUCUGCUGCUGCUGCUGCUGGCAUUUCCUUAGCAGAGAAGGCAAGAAGCUAUUUUGAACGGCCGCAUGCAUUUGGUGCACCUGCAGGUUAUUUGCAGCAGCAACCAGCAGCAGCAACAACAACAACAGCAGCAGCAGCAGCAGCACCCUCGUGUGGAUUCAAUCUUGGGUUAGGCAACAGCAGCAGCAGCAACAACAACAAGCCAGGGCUGGGUAUGUUCGGUUCUGCUGCUUAUCCUUCAUCUUCUGUUGCUAUCCGUGGUGCUCCUGCUCCUGAUCCUGCAGCAGCAGCAGCAGCAGCUGCUGCUGCUGCAGCAAGUGCAUGCGGGGCGGAAAUAGCAGCAGAGAAGCAACGUACAGCAGAAUUAUGUUUAGAGGUUGAUGAAUUAAAGGCAGAAUUAAGAAGAGUACAAGAAGAAGCAGAGACACAAAAAGCAGCAGCAGAUGCAGCAACAAGGAUACGUAGUUUGCUGCUGAAUUGGAGGAAAGAGGAAACAAUGAGGCAGCAACGUCGUGAGCUAGAGCAGCAGGAGCUGCAGCAAGAUAACAAGCAGCAGCAGCAACAGCAGCAACAGCAGCAACAGCAACAACAACAAGACCUGACGCAGGAUGAGGGUAGUGCAGCAGCACUGAAGUGUUUGCUAGCUGUUGAGGAUCUUCUGCGUCAUGGGGGUAAAGGACGAGGAGGAGCAGCAGGAGACUCUGCUGCUGCUGCUGCUGCAGCAGCAGCAGCAGCAUUAGGAGAGUCAGGUAUAGAGGAGCUGCAGCAGGAGCUGCAUGCAUGCCGUGAGGGUAUGCGAGCAGCAGAAUGUAAAUGUGAAUUAUUAACGAAUGAAUUAUCUUUCUUAAGGGCUGUUAAUCAGCAGCUGCAGCAGCAGCGGGAGCAGCAGCCAUGUAAGGCAGUAGAGGAGCUGCAGAGACACCUGAAUGAGAAGGUGCAGCAAGCAGCAGCAGCACAACAGGAAGUGCAUGCAUUGCAGCUGCAGCACGAUAAAUUUAGAUCUAAAGCAGCAGAGGAAUUAGCAGCAGCAGAAGCAGCACAAGCUUCUCUUACUAGGGAAUUAAAGGCAGCAAGACUUACUGCAGCAGCAACAAUUAAGGAGCUGAGGGAGUCGCUGCAGCAGCAGAAAAGUGCAUGCAGCGAGCUGCGGAGGCUAAAGGAAGCAGCAGAAACACGAUUAAGGGAGUGCAGCAAAGCAGCAGGAGAUACAGAACUAGAGAGGCAGCAGCUAAGGAAGCAGCAGCAGCAUCUGCAGCAGCAGCACGAAGCAAUACGUCAAAGUCUUAGUUGUAUUCGUGCUAGAGCAGCACAGGCGCAGCAAAGAUGGCUUGCUGACAACAAUUCAACUCUUGCUGCUGCUGCUGCUGCUGCGGCUCCUCCUGCACCUGCUGCUGCUGCUUCUCCUGCUGCUGCUGCUGCUGCUGCUGCUGCUUCUGGAAAGAAAGGGCAAGAAGAGGAGUCAUCCUUCGCUUGCUCACCCCCCUCAGCUCCUGCUGCAGGAACUUCUGCUGCUGGAGCUGCUGCUGUUGUUGCUGCUGUUGAGCCAGACCAAACAGCAACAAGUGCUGCUUUAAAAGGCAGCAACAGCAGCAGCAGCAGCAGCAGCGGGGACAACAGCAGCAGCCCGAGUGUAGAAAGCAUCCUGCCACAAACUCCCUCCCCUCGAGAACCUCAAGACUCCCAUUCCCUGCAACACAAGACACAAAGGCAGCAGCAGCAGCAACAGCAGCAGCAGCAGCAGCAGCAGACUCUGGCUCCGAACUUUGGCGCGUACGUACACCCCGAUAUGCAGCGUCGAAGGAAACCAAAGCAGCAGCAUCACCGCGGCCAUGAGCCAGCGUCAGCAGCAGAAGCAGCAGGAGCAGCAGGAGCAGCAGCAGGAGAAGUAGAGAGCGAGAGUAUAGGAUAUAGCAGAGAUACGGAUGUUUCCUCAGCAAUAGCAGCAGCAGAUUGUGUUGCUGCUGCUUAUCCUCCUCGUUAUACAAGAGAAGAAUUUCUUUUUUCUGCUGCUGCUGCUGCUAAUAAAACAAUAAAAAAAGAAAAAGAAGGAAAAAAUGUUUAUGUUUUGCAUGCAAAUUCUCUUUCUUCUUCUGCUGUACAUACACCGCAACACCAUCAACGAAGCGCCACGAGUUUUUCUGUUGGUGGAGGAGAGAAGGAAGAUUUGCUGCAGAGGAGUGCUGCUUCUGCUGCUAUAUCUUCUAUAUAUGAAGAAGAAUCUGCUGCUGCUGCUGCUGCUUCUGCUGCUUCUGCUGCUUCUUUUUGUUCUUCUUCUGAUGUUCCUUUUGCUGUUUCUCCUGCUUCUUCCCAACUACCAGUGCAUGCAGAGCAACGGCAGCAGCAGCAGCGGCAGCAGCAACACGAAAGGCUAUCGCCUCUGUCCGACAGCAGCAGCAUCCAGCAUACAACAGCAGAUGCUGCAGCAGCUGCAGCAGCAGACGCUGCAGCAGCAUUAGCAGCAACAACAGCAGCAGCAGAAGCUGCUGCUUCUCCGCGCACGAGAGAGGAGGUGACAACUGCAACAGCAGCAAGAGAAGCAAGGGAAGCAAGAGCAGCAAGAGCAGCAAGAGCAGCAGCAGCAGAAGACAAGACUUCCUUCUCUAGUCCUCCAACCCUUUACUCCGAAACAAAAACGGAGGAGCAGCAAAUGCUGCACACAGCAGCAGCAGCAGCAGCAACAGCAGCAGGUGUAGCAGGAACGGCAGCAGCAAACGGUAGACUAGACCCAACGUCUGUUGCAUGUAACGUUCUGCUGCUGCAGCAACAGCUGCAGCAAAGCAUGCACGAGCUGCAGCAACUGGAGCAACAACAACAGCAACUGCAGCAGCAACGGGAAAUCUACCUGCAGCAACAACAGCAGCAGAAACAAAACAAAAAACAAGCAGAACAGCAGCAGCAGCAGCAGCAGCAACUGCAACACCAAGAGGUUCAUCAUGAACAGCGGCAGCAAUUGCCGCAACGCGAGCAACAGCAGCAACUGCAACGUGAAGACAACCAGCAGCAGCAACAACAGCAACGGCACGAAGACAAGCAUCAACUGCAGCACCAACUGCAGCAGCACGAGCAGCUGCAGCUGCAACAUGAAGAGCAACUGCAACAACAGGAGCAGCACGAACAACAGCAGCAGCUGCAGCACCAGCAGCAACACGAGAAACAGCUACAGCGGGAGCAGGAGAAGCAGCAGGAACACCAGCAGCAACUGCAGCAGCAGCAGCAGCAGCAACCUUCUGCUGCUGCUGGCUCUCAGCAGCAGCAAAGUGCCUCUAUUGCAAUAGCUGACUCUGAUCUAAAUAAAAUGGAGACAGCAGCAUGCACAGAAGAACAAGUUGCUGCUGUUGCGUCUGCUGCUGCUGCUGCUGCUGCGACGGGCACUGCAGCAACCCCAAAUGAAUGCAGUGGCCUCCCAUUAGAGCAGCAGCAGCAGCAGCAGACGCAACACCAGCAGCAACAGCAGCAACAGCUACGGCAGAGCGAAGACGAGUUGCAACGGCACAGAGAAGAGAACAAAAGUCUUCGAAAAGAAGACCAGGAACAGCAGCAACAGCAGCAGCAACAGCAGCAGCAACAGCAGCAGCAGCAACAGCAGCAGCAGCAACAGCAGCAGCAGCAACAGCAGCAGCAGCAACUGCAACAACAAGAAGACGUGGAGUCUCUACAGGAAAUAGGAGAGUCAAUGACAGCACAACACUGCCAACAUGACGGGCAGCAUAAGCCACCAGUUGCUGCUGUUGCUGCAGCAGCAGAUGCAGCAGCUAAAUCAACAGAGGCAGCAGAAGCAGCAGCUCAGUCACCAGCAGCAGAAGCGGCACCAGACGAAUCAGCAGCAGCAGAAGCAGCACCAGCCGAAUCAACAGCAGCAGAAGCAGCAGCAGCCGAAUCAACAGCAGCAGGAGCAGCAACUGCUGAGUCAACAGCAGCAGAAGCAGCAACAGCUGAAUCAACAACAGCAGCAGCAGCAGCAACUGAAUCAACAGCAGCAGCAGAAACAGCAGCAGCAGCUGAAACAAUAGCAGCAGCUGAAUGUUUACGGCAUAGGGCGGAAGAACUCAGCAGCAGCUGCUGCUCAACUCCAACGACACCGCACCCUACAGACACAGGCAGUCCUUCCUGUGCUGCUGCAGCAACAGCAGCAACAGCAGCAGCAGCAGUUGAGCAGCAGCAGCCGUCUGUCAAAGAACGUAGAAGUCCUGAUGCUAUACGAGUCAUCAUAACAGCACCAGAAGCAGCAGACGCAGCAACAGCAACAGGUGCAGCAACAGCAACAGGUGCAGCAACAGCAACAGGUGCAGCAGGAACAACAACUGGAGAAGCAGCACUAGCUGCAGCACAAACUGCAGCACCAGCAGCAGCACAAGCAGCAGAUGCAGCAAAAGAAGCCCCAAGUGAGGCAGAAGUAACAGUUGCAGCAACAGCAACAGGUGCAGCAACAGCAACACAAGCAGCAAGUGCAGCAGAAGCAACCGAUGCAGAAACAGAAAGAGAAUCAUCUUCAGCAACAGAGGCAGCAGCAGAUGCAGCAACAGCAGAAGAUGCAGCAACAGCAGCAGCAGCAACAGCAGCAGCAGCAACAGCAGCAGAAUCUGCUUGCAUAUCUUCUCAUGCAGUAGGUCUUACAGAUGAGGACGCAUCAGCAUUAAGACUAAACAAAGAGAAUGAAGCAGCAGCAGCAAGAGCAGCAGCAGCAGCAAGAGCAGCAGCAGCAGCCAGGGCAGCAGCAGCAGCCAGGGCAGCAGCAGCAGCAGCAGCAGGGAAGACGGUUGCUGCAGAAGAGAUUUGUGCUUCUUUGUACGACUCUGUUGAAUAUCCUCUGCAUGUUGCUGCUAAUGCAUGCAAUGAUGCUGCUGCUGCUACCAGGAACAGCAGCAGCAGCAGAAGCAGCAGCCGACGUAGCAGCAGCUGCAGCAUCAGCAGCAGCAGUAGCAACAGCAGCAGCAGUAGUAACAGCAGCAGCAGCAGGAGCAUCAGCAACAACAAUGUUGGCGGCAGCUAUAGCAAAAACCACAACAUAAGCAGCAGCAUUACCACCAACAGCAGCAAGAACAAUAGCAGCAGCAGCAGCAGCAGCAGCAGCAGCAAAUCCUAA